This is a messenger RNA of Rotaria socialis, 531 nucleotides long. The record is from the annotation of a GenBank genome assembly. Lineage: Eukaryota; Metazoa; Rotifera; Eurotatoria; Philodinida; Philodinidae.
AUGGCUCACAACAUUCAGUUGAUAUCUAUUGCUAGUAGUAUUGUCAUUCCAGCAGCUUUUAUACUCUUCAUGGUUAGCAAUGCAUUUAUGAUCUGGAGUGAAAGAGGAGAUGACACUGAAGGAGCCAUAUAUGGUCUUUGGCGUUAUUGUGUUUCUGUAUCGGGCGAGAAGACGUGCGCCAUUGUAUCAUGCGAUCAAGAAAUCGGCAAUGGUGCUCUCUGCAAUAAAAUCUUAUCUGCUAGAGCUUUUCUCAUUCUAGCUUGUAUUUUCUCUUGUGUGUCUGGAACUCUAUGGGUUUUGUAUUGUGCAGUUAGAGGUGAUACUACACAUCGAGCCUUAUUAUUUCUAAACAAAGGUCUAGCUUUUGCAAGCCUUCUUACGGGAAUUAUAGGUGUCGCAGUUGGUAUCAAUGCUACAUUGGCUAUAGAAUCCGGUAUUGAAUUACGUUUAGGCCCUGCUGCAAUUGUUGGAAUCGUUGGCAUUUGUGUUAACCUAAUCGGUGCCAUUCUAAUAAUAUUCGCCAAAUAUUAG